Molecule: messenger RNA, 894 nt
Organism: Clonostachys rhizophaga
Lineage: Eukaryota; Fungi; Ascomycota; Sordariomycetes; Hypocreales; Bionectriaceae
Source: the annotation of a GenBank genome assembly
AUGGUUGCCUACCCUCCUGUCUUUCCGCUUGAUAUAAUGCACUGGUGCAGCAGGCACAGUGAUACCUAUCCUGAGAUCGAUCCUGCCACCAAAUCCAAGAAACACGCCAAUAAGGCUGUCUUCAUCACUGGUGCCUCCCGCGGUCUCGGGCUGGCCACUGCCAUAUCCUACGCCGUGGCAGGGGUCUCCCAUCUAGGUCUCGGUGCGCGUGGUGACCUGACCAAAGCCCGAAACGCCAUCGCUUCCAAGCUCAAGGAGAUCGGCAAACCUACGCCCGAGAUUCUCGCCAUCAAUUUAGAUGUUCAAAGCGAAGACAGUGUCAACGCCGCGGCUGAGAAGGUCGAAAAAGAAUGGGGCCGGCUUGACCUGCUCAUCAACAACGCCGCUCGCCUUGAUUCCUUCGUCCCCAUCGUUGGAUCCUCCACCGAAAGCUGGUGGGGGCAGUACGAGGUGAACGUCCGCAGCAUCUUCUUCGCUACCCGCGCUUUUAUUCCCCUCCUCCUGAAAGGAGGUGACAAGACCAUCGUGAACACCUCAUCCGUUGGUGCCCACAUCAUCAUGAAGGGCGCUUCCAGCUACCAGACUGGCAAGCUGGCCCUGCUCCGCUUCAGCGAGUUCGCCAUGCACGAGUACGGCGAGCAAGGUCUCCUAGCCUACAGCAUCCACCCAGGUAGCGUUAAGACCGACAUGGCUGACAAUAUGACAGAGGAGUUUAACACACUCCUCACUGAUACUGCUGAGCUGUCUGCCGACUCUAUGGUCUACUUGACCCAAGAGAAACGUGACUGGCUAGCUGGACGCUAUAUCGACCUCACCUGGGAUAUGCCUGAAUUCCUUGGUCGGGAAAAGGAGAUCGUGGAGGGUGACAAGCUCAAGGUUCGACUGGUCAUUUGA